GCUGAUUUCAGUUGAUGUGCAGAUGAAUGAUUUGUGUUUCCUCUCCAGAUGAAAGUGUGUGUGAGAUGAGCAGCAUGAAUCAGUGUGAGGACAGAGAGGAGGGAGGCCCUCCCUCUAAAACCACUGGACCAGGACCAGGACCUGGACCUGGACCUAGACCUGGACCAGGACCAGGACCUGAGCCCAGCUGUGUGUCAUUCAAGAGUGACCAGUCAGAACAUCGUCCCAUUGAUUUUAAAGGACAACCAGCUCCUGCUGUAAAGAGGAGACCAGCCUCUACUGGACCAGGACCUGGACCUGGACCUGGACCUGAGCCCAGCUGUGUGUCCUUCAAGAGUGACCAGUCAAAUGAUCGUCUCAUUCAUUUUAAAGAACAACCAGCUCCUGCUGUAAAGAGAGUCGACCAGGAGAGCUCAGAGGUUCCCAGAGGUCCGUCUGUCCAGCAGCAUCAGACACACCUGGACUCCAUAUUUAUGCUGCUGGAGGAGAACAUUGUCACUUUUGUGAAGAACGAGCUGAAGAAGGUCCAGAAGGUUCUGAGUUCAGAUUACCCAGAAUGCUCAGAGAGUCAGAGGGAGGAUGAGGAGGUGUUGGACGGUGAGGAUGAAGAGCAGAGGAGGAGCAGCAGAGAGGCAUUUCUGAAGAUCACACUUCACUUCCUGAGGAGAAUGAAGCAGGAGGAGCUGGCUGACUGUCUGCAGAGCAAAAGUCAUUCUGCAGUUUGUCAGCGUAAACUCAAAUCUAACCUUCAGAAGAAGUUCCAGUGUGUGUUUGAGGGGAUCGCUAAAGCAGGAAACCCAACCCUUCUGAAUCAGAUCUACACAGAGCUCUACAUCACAGAGGGAGGGACUGCAGAGGUCAAUGAUGAACAUGAGGUCAGACAGAUUGAAACAGCAUCCAGGAAACCACACAGACCAGAAACAACAGUCAGACAAGAAGACAUCUUUAAAGCCUCACCUGGAAGAGACGAACCAAUCAGAAGAGUGAUGACAAAGGGAGUGGCUGGCAUCGGGAAAACAGUCUUAACACAGAAGUUCACUCUGGACUGGGCUGAAGACAAAGCCAACCAGGACAUACAGUUCACAUUUCCAUUCACUUUCAGAGAGCUGAAUGUGCUGAGAGAGAAAAAGUUCAGCUUGGUGGAACUUGUUCAUCACUUCUUCACUGAAACCAAAGAAAUCUGCAGCUUUGAAGAGUUCCAGGUUGUUUUCAUCUUUGACGGACUGGAUGAGUGUCGACUUCCUCUGGACUUCCACAACACUGAGAUCCUGACUGAUGUUAGAGAGUCCACCUCAGUGGAUGUGCUGCUGACAAACCUCAUCAGGGGGAAACUGCUUCCCUCUGCUCGCCUCUGGAUAACCACACGACCUGCAGCAGCCAAUCAGAUCCCUCCUGGGUGUGUUGAUAUGGUGACAGAGGUCAGAGGGUUCACUGACCCACAGAAGGAGGAGUACUUCAGGAAGAGAUUCAGAGACAAGAAGCAGGCCAGCAGAAUCAUCUCCCACAUCAAGACAUCACGAAGCCUCCACAUCAUGUGCCACAUCCCAGUCUUCUGCUGGAUCACUGCUACAGUUCUGGAGGAUGUGUUGAAGACCAGAGAGGGAGGAGAGCUGCCCAAGACCCUGACUGAGAUGUACAUCCACUUCCUGGUGGUUCAGGCCAAAGUGAAGAAGGUCAAGUAUGAUGGAGGAGCUGAGACAGAUCCACACUGGACUCCAGAGAGCAGGAAGAUGAUUGAGUCUCUGGGAAAACUGGCUUUUGAUCAGCUGCAGAAAGGAAACCUGAUCUUCUAUGAAUCAGACCUGACAGAGUGUGGCAUCGAUAUCAGAGCAGCCUCAGUGUACUCAGGAGUGUUCACACAGAUCUUUAAAGAGGAGAGAGGACUGUACCAGGACAAGGUGUUCUGCUUCGUCCAUCUGAGUGUUCAGGAGUUUCUGGCUGCUCUUCAUGUCCAUCUGACAUUCAUCAACUCUGGAGUCAAUCUGCUGACAACAAACAAACAAAAGAAAGACCGUCAAUCUGCAGAGAAACGUCUCUACCAGAGUGCUGUGGACGAGGCCUUACAGAGUCCAAAUGGACAUCUGGACUUGUUCCUCCGCUUCCUCCUGGGUCUUUCACUGCAGACCAAUCAGACUCUCCUUAAAGGUCUGCAGACACAGACAGGAAGUAUCUCACAGACAAAUCAGGAAACAGUCGAGUACAUGAAAAAGAAGAUCAGUGAGAAUCUGUCUCCAGAGAGAAGCAUCAAUCUGUUCCACUGUCUGAAUGAACUGAACGAUCGUUCUCUAGUGGAGGGGAUCCAACAGUACCUGAGUUCAGGACGUCUCUCCACAGAUGAACUGUCUCCUGCUCAGUGGUCGGCUCUGGUCUUCAUCUUACUGUCAUCAGAAAAAGAUCUGGAUGUAUUUGACCUGAAGAAAUACUCUGCUUCAGAGGAGGCUCUUCUGAGGCUGCUGCCAGUGGUCAAAGCCUCCAACAAAGCUCUACUAAGUGGCUGUAAGCUCUCAGAGAGAAGCUGUGAAGCUCUGUCCUCAGUUCUCAGCUCCCAGUCCUCUAGUCUGAGAGAGCUGGACCUGAGUAACAACAACCUGCAGGAUUCAGGAGUGAAGCUGCUUUCUGCUGAACUGAAGAGUCCACACUGUGUCCUUGAAACUCUCAGGCUGUCAGACUGUCUGAUCACAGAGGAAGGCUGUACUUCUCUGGCCUCAGCUCUGGACUCCAACCCCUCCCAUCUGAGAGAGCUGGACCUGAGUAACAACAACCUGCAAGAUUCAGGAGUGAAGCGACUUUGUACGGAACUGAAGAGUCCACACUGUGUCCUUGAAACUCUCAGGCUGUCAGGCUGUCUGAUCACAGAGGAAGGCUGUACUUCUCUGGCCUCAGCUCUGGACUCCAACCCCUCCCAUCUGAGAGAGCUGGACCUGAGUAACAACAACCUGCAGGAUUCAGGAGUGAAGCGACUGUCUUCUGAACUGAAAAGUCCACACUGUGUCCUUGAAACUCUCAGGCUGUCAGGCUGUCUGAUCACAGAGGAAGGCUGUACUUCUCUGGCCUCAGCUCUGGACUCCAACCCCUCCCAUCUGAGAGAGCUGGACCUGAGCUUCAAUCAUCCAGGAGACUCAGGAGUGAAGCUCCUGUCUGCUCGACUGGAGGAUCCAGGCUGGAGACUGGACACUCUCAGGGUGGAGCCUGCUGGAGUCCAAUGGUUGACACCAGGUCUGAGGAGAUAUUCCUGUGAGCUCACAGUCGACACAAACACAGUCAGCAGAUACAUCAAACUGUCUGACAACAACAGGAAGAUGACAUAUGUGGAGGAGGAUCAGUCAUAUCCUGAUCAUCCAGAGAGGUUUGACCCCUAUAUUCAGCUGCUGUGUAGAACUGGUCUGACUGGUCGCUGUUACUGGGAGGUCGAGUGGAGAGGAGAUGUUUAUAUAUCGGUGAGCUACAGAAGAAUCAGAAGGAGAGGAGACAGAGAUCACUGUGUGUUUGGACUGAAUGAUCAGUCCUGGAGUCUGUGGUGCUUUGCUGUUGGUUGUUACUCUGUCUGGCACAAUAAGAGAAAAACAGUCUCCUUCUCCUCCUCCUCCUCCUCCUCCUCCUCCUCCUUCUCCUCCUCCUCCUCCUCUGGUAGAGUAGCAGUGUAUGUGGACUGUCCUGCUGGCACUCUGUCCUUCUACAGAGUCUCCUCUGACUCACUGAUCCACCUCCACACCUUCAACACCACAUUCACUCAACCUCUUUAUCCUGGAUUUGGACUCUUGUGGACCAGUCCUGGUUCCUCAGUGCGUCUGUGUGGUGUUUAGUGUGCAGAGUCUCCUCCUGUCACAGAAACAUUGUCAGUGCUGAACAGUUGAGUCUGUACAGGAUCACAAUCACAUCAAUCUUUCAGCUUCUUGUAAUAAAUUCAUCAUCAACUUUGUACAAAAUGAUUCAAACUGAUUGAAAAGAUUCUUCAUUUACAUUUGAAACUUCUUCCAUUAAAUUGUGGAAAUUGCGUUGACUUGUACUUUCUGUCAUGUGUUGUUUUGAAUUCUGGCUCUUGUUCCAAUAAAAUCCACAACUAUCAGUGAAAUGUAAGAAACAGAAAACAUCGACUCGUCUGCAGCUUUAAUUGUAAAGAAUCGUUGUGAACAAAGUUGUAAAUGGACAGUAAAAUCUGAUCAAAUGUACUCGACACUCCACCUGAAACACUCUGACUUGUUUCAUGUGUUUCUAAUGAUGAAACUAAAAGUUUGAUGGUGUUGGUUAACACAUGUAAUUAUGUCCGUAGUGACAGAGUCAUAAACUGCACAACAUCUCUUCA
Acanthopagrus latus (yellowfin seabream) is the source of this 4303-nucleotide messenger RNA. RefSeq names its product NLR family CARD domain-containing protein 3-like. NCBI's taxonomy places the organism in Eukaryota, Metazoa, Chordata, Actinopteri, Spariformes, Sparidae. The transcript is spliced from 12 exons. Gene Ontology annotation, molecular function: protein binding. The coding region runs from base 27 to 3803 and encodes 1258 amino acids. The record is from RefSeq and is a predicted model, not a curated record.